GUACAGGGAAGUCUCUGCAUGCAUUGGACAGUAUGACGACAGCGACAUGGUCUGCGACGGAGAGCCCCGACCGUGUUGUGGGAGUUCAAUCCAUGGCUUCCUUUUGGGCGGGAGCUACUCCGGAUAUCCUUAGCAGUUUUCUCUUCGAAGAGGAAGCUAAUGAGGCGAGCAACCGCUACAGUCUCGGAUUGCUUGGGUUGCGCGAUUGGCUGAUCUGUGAGUUUCCGGGCGAGGCUGUUGAGACAAUUGUUGAUGAAAACACAAAGCCCAUUCUGAAAGAACAGGUUCGAGCCACACGAGACUCCAUGGAACUGGCUCUAGGUGUUCUGUCGGACUCCCAGCGCCUGACCGAUGACUUGUUCUUGAAGUUGGCUAAGUGUCAAUCUACAGCACAAACCAUGACCGAUCAUAUCAAGAAGAAUUAUUCUCUAGAUGAUAGUGUCGCAGCGAAGAAGCUAGAGCUGACCGAAAAGUGGGCAAAGGAUGAGCAGGCCCGAUUGAGGCAAGAGGCUGCUUCCAAGUCGGAGGAAGCUGUGUCUGCAAUGGAGGUAGCCGCCCAGCAUGUGCAUACCAUGUUCCGCACCGUGCCUCAGACAUCGUGGGGAUCAGUCAUGGUUUGCAAGAUGAAUGAAUGGGCAGAGCUGGAAGCGACCCAGCUGGAGGCUAUCAAGGUAGCUCAGGCGAAGCUGCAGGAUCGGGUUCGUCAAUCUGCUACUCCACAGAAUGCUAAUGCUGAUGCAGAGCUAGAGGUGCCACCUGCUGACCUGGUUGGACCGCCACCGGACAACAAUCUGCAGGUGGUGCUGCUAUCGCACCAGGACCCUGCAACCCCUGCCAUCGCCCGUGGAGUCAGCUCGGAUCGCCAGCCAGAAGAUCUAGAGGUGUUUGAUGCUGAAAACUUCGAGGCUGAGCUUCUUCAGAUGAUGAAGUCUCCUCUACCACCCGAGCAGUAUAUGCAGGAGUGUGACAAGCUGAAGCCGGUGGACGCUGGACAGGCAAGUGAGUCUGCAGAGAAGGGUAUGGGCAAUCAGAGUGGCCAGGGAAGCGCGGACCAGGGACAGCCAAGUGAGCCUGCAGAGAACCGGGGCAACAAUCAGAGUGGCCAAGCACAGCCAAGCCAACCUGCAGAGAACCAGGGCAACAAUCAGAGUGGCCAAAGACAGCCAGCCGAGGCUGCAGAGAAGGUGGGGGGCAAUCAGAGUGGCCAGGGACAGCCAAGUGAGGCUGCAGAGAGGGGCAAUCAGAGUGGCCAGGCACAGCCAAGUGAGGCUGCAGAGAAGGGGGGGGGCAAUCAGAGUGGCCAGGCACAGCCAAGUGAGGCUGCAGAGAAGGCGGGGGGCAAUCAGAGUGGCCAGGGACAGCCAAGUGAGGCUGCAGAGAAGGGGGGGGGCAAUCAGAGUGGCCAGGUUCCAGCUGCCAGUGCAGUCCAUUCCAUCGUGAGCAGCCUGAACCGCAGGGACACAGCCGAGAUCUUGCAGGACCCUGGAACCCAGAUCAAAGCUGAUGAGGUGCCAGAACUAGAAGCAGAGAAGCUGGCAUUGAUCAAGGCUAUCCUCGAUGCUGCUGCCAACCGUUACCGGAACAAAGCGGUCUUGGAUGGGCUCUACGAAGAGUGGGUCAAGAGCGAAGAGAACUGGCUGAAUUCCACUAUCUAUUUGGAAGCCAAGCGCAAGAAUAGCAAGAAGUUUGAAAGUGCAGAAUGCUACCUCAGCUACAAAGCUAUUCGUGAGAAGCACGGGAAGCUCCUUGCGCAGUCUGUCGCUCACGAGAAGAAAGAGCUUCAAAAAAUGCACGGUGACAAGUACGAAAACAUGCCUUAUUGGUUUGAGAACCCCGACUUCAGGGGAGUUGAGGACGAAGAGCUCUUCCUGAUGUUCGAUCACUGUUCCGUCACCAGCAAGGCUAAGGACACCAAGGAGGUCUCCUUCCAGACCGGUGUGCAACUGGAUGGGGCUAUGCCAUCGUUGAUGAAGCCGGGUGCCCUCGAGACCGGCCUGAAGCCACCUGCGGUGGAGAUGCCAGGAUCCAACCUGCCACUCGGUGGAGCCCAGCUACCGGCUAAUGGUAAAGGCGGCGGUCGCCGACCCCUACGAGGUCAGCCAUCCAAUACUUCCCAGAAAGGAAAGACUACCCAAGCAAAGUCCCAACCUGCACUGACGGUGGCAAAUGCUCGGCUUCGUGAGUCAGGAGCCAAACUCAUGGAGAUUAAAGGCUGGAAACAAGUCAUCAAAGCAAAGGUGGGUAUGACCACCAAAAUGCGGGAUGGGUUCAUGGAAGAGAUCCAGGUGCACGAGAAGGAGAUGAAUGCAGCGACCGAGGCACUCCAGCAUGCGAAAAUCUCUGGGGUGAAGGACGAUGCAUCCCUUGCUCCUUUGAACACGGCUUUGAGUAAGACCCUGGAUGCCUACAACGCCUAUGAACGACAACUGAAGACGAUGUUUGAGCUUCGACUUCUUACUAGUAGAUGUUCUUAG
This is a messenger RNA of Symbiodinium necroappetens, 2474 nucleotides long. The record is from the annotation of a GenBank genome assembly. NCBI's taxonomy places the organism in Eukaryota, Dinophyceae, Suessiales, Symbiodiniaceae.